AGCACGAACAAGCAGCGGUGGUGAGAAAAGAGGAAGUGUUUUCGCGGCGUAAGCGCAGAACAUGGUGCAGAAGCAUCGUAGAAAUAUAGAGAUAGCCUGCCCAGUGUAAAACAAGACUUUAACGAUGCCGUAUGCUAACCAACCAACAGUAAAAAUCACGGAACUUACCGACGAAAAUGUGAAAUUUGUCAUUGAGAACACCGAUUUGGCGGUUGCAAACUCUAUCCGUCGGGUUUUCAUGUCAGAAGUCGCCACUAUAGCUAUUGACUGGAUCCAGAUUGAUGCCAAUUCUUCCGUGCUUCAUGAUGAGUUCAUUGCUCAUAGAGUCGGUCUAAUCCCUCUAACCAGUGAUGAUAUAGUGGAUAAACUGCACUAUUCAAGGGACUGCACAUGUGAGGACUUCUGCCCUGAGUGUUCAGUAGAGCUGACUUUAGAUGUUCGCUGCACAGAGGACCAGACGCGGCAUGUUACAUCACGAGAUCUUCUGUCCAACAACCCUCGAGUCAUCCCUGUGACCUCUAGGAGUCGGGACAAUGACCCCAAUGACUAUGUAGAACAGGAUGACAUUUUGGUGGUGAAGCUCCGCAAAGGUCAAGAGCUGCGACUCAGGGCUUACGCCAAGAAAGGCUUUGGUAAAGAACACGCCAAAUGGAACCCAACAGCUGGAGUGUCGUUUGAGUAUGACCCAGACAACGCACUGAGGCACACAGUCUACCCCAGGCCUGAGGAAUGGCCUAAGAGUGAAUACUCUGAAAUUGAAGAGGAUGAAGUUCAGGCCCCAUAUGAUCCAAAUGGAAAACCAGAAAGGUUUUUCUACAAUGUGGAGUCAUGUGGCUCUUUGCGACCAGAGACGAUUGUCAUGUCAGCGCUGGGUGUCCUGAAGAGGAAACUGAGUGAUCUGCAAACUCAGCUGAGCCAUGAGAUCCAGAGUGAUGUCCUAACCAUCAACUGAGCUCACACAUACUUACUACUGUAGCUUUUUUAUGAAUUAUUUUCAAAUAAAUAUUCUGUGGAAUUUA
Messenger RNA from Boleophthalmus pectinirostris (great blue-spotted mudskipper), 1019 nucleotides. RefSeq names its product RNA polymerase II subunit C (gene polr2c). Gene Ontology annotation, molecular function: DNA-directed RNA polymerase activity; protein dimerization activity. The transcript has 9 exons. Gene Ontology annotation, cellular component: RNA polymerase II, core complex. Lineage: Eukaryota; Metazoa; Chordata; Actinopteri; Gobiiformes; Gobiidae. Gene Ontology annotation, biological process: DNA-templated transcription. Bases 125 to 952 code for a protein of 275 amino acids. The record is from RefSeq and is a predicted model, not a curated record.